AGUCCAGAGUCCAGAGACCAGAGACCAGAGACCAGAGACCAGAGACCAGAGUCCAGAGACCAGAGACCAGAGAGAAAAAUAAACUACGAGGGUGAAUCAGGGAAAACUCCAGUCCGGUCAUGGAAGCAGAGUUGGAAGAAGAGGACGGGAGUUUCACCAACAUCUCCCUCGCCGAUGACAGACCUACAGGGAACAGAGGAACUGCAGUCCUGCUCACCAAACAGGACAACGAGGACUUCACCAUGAACUGUCACAUGGAUGGAGACAUGGAGAACCAGGUAGAGAUGGAGGAGAAGACGAGGCUCAUCAACCAGGUGCUGGAGCUACAACACACACUGGAAGACCUGUCAGCACGUGUGGAUGCGGUCAAAGAGGAGAACCUGAAGUUGAAGUCGGAGAACCAGGUUCUAGGCCAGUACAUCGAGAACCUCAUGUCGGCCUCCAGCGUGUUCCAAACCACCGACAACAAGAGCAAACGGAAGUAACCCACGGCGACCAAGGGGAGUUGAGACCAC
Molecule: messenger RNA, 515 nt
Organism: Oncorhynchus mykiss (rainbow trout)
Lineage: Eukaryota; Metazoa; Chordata; Actinopteri; Salmoniformes; Salmonidae
Source: RefSeq, a predicted model, not a curated record